UUCUCAGUUGACCUCCCGAGAGGGAAGACGCGCGGUUUCGCACGAAAAUUCCCGUAAACAAAAGCUUGUUUCGAAAACCAGCGCCAUACUUUUUUUCAAUAGAAAUGUAAAACAGUUUUUUGCUGACCUGUGGGUGGACAAUAAAAAAUUGUUUUCGAUUAAAAUUGUUUUGUUUGACAAAGUUGUGUGGAGUGUUGUGCAUAAUGUUUGAAGAAAGAAUUGUUAUGUUUGCGUCUCUCUUUUUGGUUUUAUUUGGAGGUGUGACCAGCCUCCGAGACGUCAGGCUACUUGUGGAACCCACAACCAUUAUCCGGGGAGGCACGGCUGCUCUGAUCUGCUCCCGGGACAUGCAAGACGCCCCUCUGUACUCCGUCAAGUGGUACCGGGGCAAUCACGAGUUCUACAGAUACACCCCUCUGGAGGAACCUUCCACGAGGGUGUUCACUAUACCUGGGAUCUACGUUGAUAUGAACAGGUCAAACGGGUCUCAAGUGCUGCUGCGGAGGUUGGACCUUGGCAUGGCUGGCAACUACAGCUGUGAAGUCACUGCUGACUCUCCGUCCUUCGCCACCAUGAUCGCGCACAAAUAUGUUGAUGUUGUUGCGUUACCGGCCAAGGAUCCGGUGUUGAAAGCAGAUAAGGAUCGAUAUUCACCAGGGGAGAUCCUCCGAGCAAACUGCACCUCGUCUCCCGCAAGACCCACCGCCAACCUUACCAUAUACAUCAACGAGGAACCGGUGCGGUCCACAGAGACGAGUCUCCACCCCUCGGAGAGCGGUCUUCUAUGGACCAGCGUGAACGCUGACGUCAAGGUGACGUCAGAGUUGUUCCCCGGAGGAAGACUGAGGGUCGCUUGCGUCGCGACGGUGUACGAGGUGUACAAGAGGUCUGCUGGCCUGGACUUUUUCACACCAGAGACGGAUCCUCGGCCUGAGAGGAUCACCCUCAACGGCAGUCCAGCGAAGUCCUUCCAGAGCUGGAUGCUGUUGUUCCUGCUCUUCCUGCUACCCAUGGUCGUGACAGGGUUGGACUACGACUCCUUCAAUGAAGUCUUUGAUGACCCGGACUACUAUGACCCUGGACAAACCUACGCCCGGUCGAUGAUCGGGGCUUGAAACAGAUUUAAAUUAGUUUAUGCAAACGUUGGUCCCCUGAGCGUAUGAGAAAGGUGUUAUUUAUGUACUAGGUAUAUUUAGGUAAAUGUGUUUAAUAUUAAAGUGAAUUUUAAGUCUUAUUGAGAGCCCAAGACAAAAUCUGCUACACUACCGCAGACAUUUUGCUAAAAUCAAAUAUUACAAGAAUAAAAUAAACUACAAUAAUCACAAGUCUAACUUCGAUACGUCAUUUGCUUACUAAUGCUAAGGGAAUAGGAUUGUUCAUUGAAUAUGAUGGAUAUUAUUGUCGGUUGUAAUAUUGUACCUAAUCGCACGCCUAUUUCCCACAGCGG
Pectinophora gossypiella (pink bollworm) is the source of this 1447-nucleotide messenger RNA. RefSeq lists its product as uncharacterized. The coding region runs from base 204 to 1115 and encodes 303 amino acids. The transcript is spliced from 6 exons. The record is from RefSeq and is a predicted model, not a curated record. Lineage: Eukaryota; Metazoa; Arthropoda; Insecta; Lepidoptera; Gelechiidae.